GGGCUGCCAUUGAUAUCUCCGUAUAUAACUUCUAAUGAGUUCAAGAAACGAAGCCUAUUCCAGAGGCAGAAGAGGAAACUAAAGGUAACACAUUGCAGCUGCUCAGGUGUCUCCCACGUGAACCAUUAUUUUAAAGAAUAUGAACAACCAAUAUAUACGUGUAGAGAUUUUUGCCCUGGAAACUUGUGAACUUAAAAAUGCUUGGGAAGAGAGAAUUCAAAAACAAAACGAAGAGCGACAAAUUGAAGCAGCUAGACAACAAAGGAGCGCUCUAAAACGGCUUCGGAAUGAAUGGGCUGAACGGCUGGAGAAAAAGAUUGAAAUGAUAAGAAGCCAGAAUCAAAAGAGAUCUAAUGUGUGACAAUACCUCCCUUCCCAUUUUCCACUGUCUUCAGAUUCACAGUAGUUAAUGCAUCGUAUAAUCUAAACAACUGUCUGUUUAGUAGUUCAUUUCCUGGGAUGGUUAGGUAAAGACGGCAUUUAACAGUAUUUGUGAAUGUAUUUAACCUAUGUUAAAAAACAUCACAGUCUAAAUGGAUUGUCUGGUUUCAUAACUCUUCCUCAUAUAUAUUGUUGCAAUAGAUACUUUGAAAGAAAGAUUGCUUUAUUUGUAUGUGACUUUUUAAUUCAUGAUUAUGCACCUAAAGAGUCAAUGUCAAAAGAACAGGACUUUGAAGCACGCAAUAAUA
This is a messenger RNA of Hyla sarda, 689 nucleotides long. Its product is annotated as protein FAM240B-like. The transcript is spliced from 3 exons. Bases 140 to 361 code for a protein of 73 amino acids. Lineage: Eukaryota; Metazoa; Chordata; Amphibia; Anura; Hylidae. The record is from RefSeq and is a predicted model, not a curated record.